Molecule: messenger RNA, 2174 nt
Organism: Anthonomus grandis grandis
Lineage: Eukaryota; Metazoa; Arthropoda; Insecta; Coleoptera; Curculionidae
Exons: 5
Coding region: 726-1829 (367 amino acids)
Source: RefSeq, a predicted model, not a curated record
GGCUAUUUACAAUGUUUUCACCAAUCUCUGCAAAAUGCUUAUUUAAACUAUUUACGACAUCUACCCUUUCAACAACCUCUUCUCCCUCAACAAGCAAUAAGUCAACUUUUGUUUGAUUAUCAGAAUCCUUUUUAAAAAAAGAAUUAAUAAAUGUCCAUUGUUUUUUAAUAUUAGUGCCAGCUCGAUCCCAUUCCUUACUAAAAUGUAAGAUUUUUAAAUUCUUUAUUUUAUAAUUAAUUCCACUUUUAAGCUUUUUACAUUCAUUUAUAUAUUCAAUGUUUAAGGGAUAUUUUUUUCCAUAAAAUAUAUCACAUUGUUAUAGUAGGAACGCUAUCAUAAUGUGGUGUUUAUUUUUUGUAGGUCGCCACUUAGGUGUUUUGAGCGAAUAGUGUAGGGGUGUGUAAUAAAUGAUUUGAUGAUUAAUGAAGUUACAACUCCUAGAUAUUUAUUUUUUUAGUAAAGCUAAUAUUAAUUGAUUUAUCCUGGUACUUAUUAUAUUGAUUUAAUAAAUAAACAUUUUGUUUCCCCCUCGUAUUCAAAAUAUUUAAAUUCUCUCGUUAGCCAAUGUAUUUAAAAUUCUUUAUGGAAUACUUUUAGUCGUUUUUAUAAUGUUUGUAUAUAAUACAUAUUGACAUUUAGUAUCCAAACCUAGCAUUUAAUUAGUCGUAUUGGGAAAAAAGAGUUAAUUCACGUGUGUUGAAAUUAAGUUGUCUUGGAGACUAAUAAUGGGGGUUUUUGGAGAGCAAAUUUCCAACAGUGAGCAGCAGGUUUCCAAAAUAUUAAUUUCUAUUAUUUCCCUUUUUGGAGAGAAUGGAUUGCCUGUAGAUCAGGUAGAGUCGGAGUAUAUAAAGGCUACCGGACAAUCUAUUCCGUGGGAAGAUUUUGGGUCAGAGAGCUUAAAAUCAUGGCUUAUUACUUUGCCUUACAUAUACCAUGUUCUUAACCGAUUUAAUGAAGAAGUUUACAUCACUCAAAGUCCGAAAUCUACGCAUAUUACGGAAUUAAUUAGAAAUCAGAAAAAGAUCACUAAUUAUCCCGCCCAAAUGCGAAUGAACGGCUUUGGACUUAAAAGAAAGAACUUUUAUUAUCAAGAUAAUACUGAUGAUAGACCUUACAAAAUGAAGAAGAGGCUAGAAUGUGAAAAUCUACCAGCAGGUUCCUUUGUACAUACAUCAAUUAAUAAUUUAUCUGGUAGUAGUUCACCUAAUAGAUAUGGAAAAUUUGAAGAAUUGGAAUCUAUGCUCCCGCUAUUUUACAAGCAUCAGGCGCUUGGGGAUGAUUUUUUUGUAGAUAUCGCUGAUACAAAAUUAGGAUAUUAUGUUCCGGCUAAUGGACCAAAAGAAACUGGGCUUUGCGCAGUAGGACAGACUAUUGCCGAAUUGACCGAGAAAGUAAGAAAAGCAGUUAAUUUGGCACCUAGGGUUGUUGUGAUGAUUGGAUUUAAAGAUUUAUGUAAUAAUCAAAAUGUUAGCUCGAUGAUGAUUGACCUAAAACAUCUUAUCCAAGAACUGAAGAAAAAAAGUACACGCGUGACACUUGUCACUUUAAUUCCUUCGCCAAAACUUCCCGAGUCCCAAGUUUAUGAGACCAGAAGAGACAUUUUCAAUAGAAUUAUUUGGAGCUACGCUUCUGAUGAUCGCCUUCAAUGCAACGUCAUUGAUAUGAAUACUAUUUUUAUGAAGGAAGCGAAUAAUUUUAGAAGAGAUUUUGACAGAUUUACAAGGGUAGCAAAAAAUGACCCCUACAAGGUAUUCUCGGAUUAUGGAAGAAAAAUUUUUCUGAAUGCUCUUAAGUCUUGCUUGAAACAGCAAAUCGAACAUGGCUACUGAGGUAUUCAAUUGCUGUUUUAAAAAAAUCCUGUAAUAUAUUUUUUUUAAUUUUCGUUUAAUGUUAUUACAUAAUAACAUUUAUUUCUGUGUUGUAAAUGAUAAUGAAAUCUAGGCUGUUUUCCAUUUCGUUUAGACACUUCCCAACGAAAUUUAUUUAUUGUACAUUGUAAUUUUUAGUUUCGAGCACAUCUGUGAUAUUUUAAAAAUGUAUUUUGUAAGUAAGUUCCUUUUAAGUUAGUAUUAAUUUAUACUUUUAAGUUAUUUUUAUAUAGAAUAAUAUAACCAUAUUGUAAACUAGAGCAAGAAUAAAUAAGUUGUAUGGUAAAUAGUUUAGAUUUAAGUAAC